This is a messenger RNA of Tetrapisispora phaffii CBS 4417, 1836 nucleotides long. RefSeq names its product Aep3p (gene AEP3). The transcript has a single exon. Lineage: Eukaryota; Fungi; Ascomycota; Saccharomycetes; Saccharomycetales; Saccharomycetaceae. Gene Ontology annotation, molecular function: protein binding. Bases 1 to 1836 code for a protein of 611 amino acids. The record is from RefSeq and is a predicted model, not a curated record.
AUGAAUGUUCUUAGCCGUUUGAGCGUAGAGGUGGCUAAAAAUGGUGUGAAAGGGAAAGUGCCUGUAGUUCGAUAUGUGUUGCCUAAAGAGUUUGAAUUAGUUAAUAAGAAGGAAUUUAUUGAUAAGAGCAAUAAUACGAAUGAUGAGAAGUCCAAAUCAUCAAAAAACUCUUAUGGGUAUGUGAGAGAACAUAUGACUCUUGUUGGACGAGGUUCCAAUUACCAGAAGAAGCAGGUGCAAGAGUAUUUGUCACCUCUGAGGCCAUAUAAAUUGAGGAGGCAAGAGAUUAAUAAAGACUAUGACCAAGAGAAGAGUAUAGAGUAUACAAAAUUUACAUUGCAUAAGAAGAAAGAAGAGCGGUUGGGAUUUGGCUUAUCUGAAGAUUUUUUAGGUGAAUUACUUGCUGCUUUAAUUAAAAAUUUACCGAAACGGUAUGAAGGACAAGAUGAAGUGGAUAAAGCCGAUAAUUUAAAUGAUGAUGAUAUUCCCUCCUGUAAAUAUGCUUAUCCAAAAUUUUCUAAGGAAGAAAUACCCAAGAUCCCAGAUUUUGAGAAACAUCCAGAAAAAUUUCCUGAAUAUGUUGGACUAUUGACCCAUUGUGAUUUCUAUUAUAGGAACUCUUCUAAAAGUAAUGGAAUUAUACCGAAAAUACUUAGAAACUUAUUUCAUCCCAGUAAUGUGAAGACGCUCCACCUAAGAAGUGUUGACAGUUUUAAUGAUUUGAUUUAUUACUUUAGUAACAAGUUUGACUUUGCCAGCUGUCGAGAAUUCUUAGCUCAAAUGAAAGUUGAAAACAUCAAACCAAAUACUAAGACGUAUAAUUUAUUAAUCAUGAAUGUGCUAAAAAAUUCACAUAUACGUAAAGGCAAAUCUAUACGGCCAGAAUUGAAGUUUUUGUUUCAUGAUAUGCAGAAAAAUCAAGUCACAGUUGAUGAAAUUACUUGGAACAUUUGUUUUAAUUUUCUUAACAAUGGUUUAUCCAAGGAUAUAUAUAUCGAACAAAUGGUCAAGCAUGGCGUUGCUAUAACGCCCGAGUUUGUUUAUACGGUCUUCCGUAAUGAUAAGACAUAUUCCAGCAGUGACAUUUUGAAUUAUUUAACAGAGAACAAGAUCUCAAUGACGUACAAAAUUUUUAAACUAUGCAUUGAGAAGCUUUUGAAGCAACAGAAGAGCAAAGUUGUUUGGGAAAUGAUACAAUUUGCGAUGGACAAUAACUCCCACGAACCUGGGCAAAUGAAGGUUACAUAUGAAGUAGUCGAUAAACUCCUGGCUGAGUUUGCUAGGCGAGGUAGAAUUGACCUAACGUUGAUGACAUUAAACAAAUUUCUUUUAGAUUAUAAGCUGACGCCCAGUGUCAACACAUUUGACAUGUGUUUUAAAUCAUUGAGCAACAGUGGAUACAGCAAAAAUUUUGAAGCAGUCUAUAGGUACAUCGUCAAACUGAAGAGUGAUAGCGGACUACCUCCAUAUAAGUCUUACUGGGCUGUGAAAUGCCAGAGUACCAUUAAAUUUAAUUGCCGUCAACUACAUGACAAAGAAGCGGAGAUAAUCAGAGGCAUGGAGUUAUUGAAUUCACUGCGAUUUCCCAAGGAUAAAUAUGUUGAUUUUACAUGGUACAUUCGAGAUAGUAAUAUUCGUAAGACCUUGCGAUACCUUGGAUGUACAUUACACAAGAUCCAUGACAAACAAAUCAACCCUGUAAAUAAAGAUAAGUCAAAUUACCGUCAACGGAUCAGAUUCAUUGCAAUUCAAAAAUCGAUGGUGAAUAAAAUCGACUAUAGCAUGGAUUACUACAAGACUCUUAAGAGAGAAUUACGUGAUCGAAGCAUUAUAUAG